CCUUCCUCCAUUCUUUUUCUGAAUGCAGCGAAGAUGGGAUGAUGAGAUCUUAGAGGAUCGCACUAGUUUGCAGCUACGGCUUUGUUCCUUGCACAAAAUGCUUGCCACUGCGGAAAAUCCGUCGCCAUGAGCCACAGAGUUGCGGUCAUAGGCAGCGGCAUCAUUGGCCUGUCGACUGCGGUCUGCAUCGCUAGGAGCAUUCCUGAUGUCAGCGUAACGGUGAUCUCCGACCGCCCCUGGCAGGAGACCACCAGCUAUGGGGCGGGCGGGCUGUGGAUGCCCUACUCACUAGGUGAUGCACAGGAUCCAGAGCUGGUUAAGAAGUGGGGCAAGAUAACUCAUGAGCAUCUCGAGAGGGAGCUUCAGAGCAGGGAUGCCGGCAAGAAGGGCGUCUUUCCUGUGACAGGGCAUGAGUUCUUCAAGGAAGGCCCCGACGCCCACCCCGACCCCCCCUGGCGCGACGUCGUCUCCCGCUUCGCGCACGCCACCCCCCGCGAGCUCUAUCAAUUCCACCCUCACGAAUUCAAGCACGGCUGGGUGUUUUCGACCAUCAUCUGCGAGCCGCGAAGAUAUCUGCCCUGUCUCGAAGAGGAGAUCCUAGCCCGGGGGGGGGGGUUUGUGAGGAAAAGGGUCGGGGACAUCUACCGAGAUUUGGGGCAAGCCUACGACCUGGUCGUGAAUUGCACCGGGUUGGGGGCCCGGGACCUAGUCGGCGAUCAGGCCAUCGCGCCCGUCCAGGGCCAGGUGCUCAGGGUGAAUGCGCCCGAGAUCAAGCACUACUACGGCUUCGACGACACGACGUACGUCAUCCCCAAUACGGACACUGUCGUACUGGGGGGCUCUACGGACAGGGUCGCUCCGGACACCGUAAAUGCGGCGACUGACGACGAGCUCUCCCGUGACAUUCUGGACCGUUGCUCGGCAUACCUGCCGAGCUUGACAGCCGUCGAUCUCGCCAGCAGCAGCGUCGAAAAGUGGUCGGGGCUGCGCCCCGUGCGGGAGGCGAUCCGGCUCGAGUUGGAAGAGCCCCCGCCGGCGACUUCGGACGGCAACGAAACGGCGGUGCCAGUGGUACACAACUACGGGCACGGCGGGUCUGGUUUCACUCUGUUUUGGGGAUGCGCAGCAGAGGCUGCUAAUCUGGUACGGAAGCAACUAAAUCGUGCUGCUGACGGUUAAUGAAAGGCUCAGCCGCGGCACGCAUCACGUGUCACGGUGACCCUCGAUGAUAGACACUCUUGACAUCAACUUUACUGGAAUAAUGCGACGCCUUCACUGUACUUUCCCGGACGGUUUCCCGAGGUUAACACGCCGAGGAACACUCUACUGAUAGCUAGGUUGCUUGCAUAGGAGACGGUCUGCACGUUGGACCAUCUCCGUAUUCAUGAGUUGCCGUUUGAUCCAAGCCACGAAGAAAACACAAUUUUGUGGAAGUUGGGCAAUGAUUCGAUUAGAAUUGUUACGGUUCAAUGCAGUGACUCAUCGUCCGCGGGCAGCGGCUACUUAUAAGUGACUUAAGGGAUCGACGUAUAGUGUCCGGCUGCACCUAGAUCAACUGGGUAAUCAUAAGCUUUACUACAUUCGCACAUGUG
Klebsormidium nitens is the source of this 1592-nucleotide messenger RNA. Lineage: Eukaryota; Viridiplantae; Streptophyta; Klebsormidiophyceae; Klebsormidiales; Klebsormidiaceae. The record is from the annotation of a GenBank genome assembly.